CAUAAUAUUAUGCAACGUAUAGACCGGCGCGCUCAGUCCAUGGUAGAGCAGAUGUAAGGAAACUCGUCUAUGUGAACAUAUUUAGUUUUUCCGUAGUGUUUUUAAAAUAAAAUUAUACAGGAUGUCGGUACUACGGUCAAUAGCAGUUUUCCUCUGCGGUCUCUUCACAUUGACCACGGUCAGUGCGCAAGUGCUGCUCCCUGGUGGAUGCCCCGAUGUAUCCGCCAUGACUGACUUCAUUCCUAGUAGAUACCUGGGAAAGUGGUAUGAAGUAGAGAAAUAUUUCGCCAUAUUCGAAUUGGGUGGUAAAUGCAUCACAGCUACAUAUUCUGAAAAGGACAAUGGAGCCAUCGCGGUGCAUAAUCAACAAGUUAAUACAUAUUCCGGCGUAAAAUCAGGAAUUCUUGGUGUAGCUGUGCAAGUCAGUCGAUCUGAUGAAGCCAAGCUGAGCGUUCGGUUCCCGUCGUUGCCUGUGGAUAUACCUGCUCCCUACUGGGUGCUUGAAACUGACUAUGAUAAUUACUCCUUGGUGUGGAGUUGCAUGGACUUCGGGUUCAUGCAUGCAGAAAUCGCCUGGAUCCUCACGAGACAAAGGAAUCCACCUCUCAGUGUUUUGGAGCAAGUCUACGCAGCAGCCGAUAAGAAUAACAUCAGUCGAGCCUAUUUCAUGAAAACUGAUCAGACCAAUUGCCCUGAUGAUAACGAGGAAUAAAUAAUAGAUUAUUUAUAUAAUAUUACCUUGAUUGAGAACACUCACAUUGGCUGAAUUUUGGUCAUGUAAUUUUCUUUUAAAUCGAUAGCCAGUGAUGGCAAAAAAAAUUAAAUUAUAGUCUGUAGAGGCGCUAGUUUCUUGGUAGAGAAUGGUUCAGUAUUAUAUUUGACCACAUUUGGUUUAAGGUUUGGUAAAAAAUCAUGAUUAUUUUAAGGGUAAUUUUAAUAAAAUUUUUGUCAACAAACUAUGAAUAUGUACUUAAUGAUUACGAUUAUUGGAUGCAUUCGGAAAUUACAUCAUUACCUUAUGAUUAAUUUUGUCUGUUGAUAAAAAUUUUCACUUUCUAACUACUUAGUUGGAAUAUAGGUAAAUAAUAAUUUUACACUUCACAAAUAAUUUAAAUAUUACGUCACACUAAAAAACCGUGUGUAAGAUCAUUAAGUUUUUUAUAUUUUUUGCGGUAGAUGGCAAAAAGUGGCCUUGGUAGCCAAAACAUCCUGCUGUAUACAUUUAUAGGUUUAUUGUUAAUAACACAAUAAACUCGCUAUUAAUGGCCUGACUUUGCAAUUUAACUAUUACUAAAAAAAGUUAACUGUAAAUUUGAUUAUAAGGCCAAGCCAUCCACGUAGACUAUUGUUAAAAAUUGUUUAUGGUAUGUUUAUUGUAUAUGGUACAAAUAUUAUGUCAUAGCUAUAAUAAUAUGAUCAAUGGGGCCCUAUGACUAAUUUUGUAGCGUUUAUUUCAAUUUAUAAGUAAAUACAUAUACUCUUGUCAUAACUUUAAUGUAUUACAUCUAUAUCAGUAAGGAUAAAACUAGUUCAACAGUACCUAACUGUAACAAGUUUACGUAGCGAGUAAAGUAUACAUGUAAAUUUACUAUUUAUUUUAAUAUAUCAUUUCAAUUGA
Colias croceus (clouded yellow) is the source of this 1618-nucleotide messenger RNA. RefSeq names its product apolipoprotein D-like. The transcript is spliced from 5 exons. Gene Ontology annotation, biological process: tissue regeneration; brain development; lipid transport. Gene Ontology annotation, molecular function: lipid binding. NCBI's taxonomy places the organism in Eukaryota, Metazoa, Arthropoda, Insecta, Lepidoptera, Pieridae. Bases 122 to 712 code for a protein of 196 amino acids. The record is from RefSeq and is a predicted model, not a curated record.